UUCGGCGCAGACUGAAGUGCGCGGCAAAAGAAGUGCGACACAAAACACAAAACAAUGUGGCUGGGGUACUGCUGAGCAAACGGGUAUUGCAGGUGUAGGCUGCAUCAGAAGACACACAAUGGGUUUGCAUUCAUCCCAGAAGAAACACUUCCCCUUGCGGGGGAUCGACGGCGUCGUUCAGCUCUUCGACGCCGAGCUCCGCAAGUCCGAGCCGGACCUCGCCCUCCUCUCCCUGGUCCUGGGUUUCAUCGAGCACUUCCUCGCCGUGAACCGCGUCGUCCCCGUCAACGUGCCCGGCGUGCGAUUCGAGCCGCUGGAGCCGGACUGUCCCAACUCGUGUUUCCCCACCGUAGAGCUGGGCAUGAUCUCGGCGCUGUACGAGCGCUUCACGGCGCAGAUCCGCGGGGCCGUGGACCUGUCCCAGUACAGGCGGAUGGCGGCGGGGUCCAGUCGAGAGCUGGUGAAGAAGGUGUCGGACGUGAUCUGGAACAGCCUCAGUCGUUCUUACUUUAAAGACCGUGCCCACAUCCAGUCUCUCUUCAGCCUCAUCACCGGGACCAAAUUGGACAGCUCGGGCGUCGCCUUUGCAGUGGUGUCGGCCUGCCAGGUCCUGGCCCUGAAGGACGUACACCUGGCCUUGUCCGAAGACCACGCCUGGGUCAUCUUCGGCAAGUGCGGCGACGAGACGGCCGAGGUCACCUGGCACGGCAAGGGGAACGAAGACCGGCGAGGGCAGACCGUUGCGGCGGGAGUCAACGAAAAGAGUUGGCUGUACCUCAAGGGCUCCUACAUGAAAUGCGACCGCAACAUGGAGGUGGCCUUCAUGGUGUGCGCCAUCAACCCCUCACUGGACCUGCACACUGACAGCUCGGAGCUGCUGCAGCUUCAGCAGAAACUACUGUGGUUGCUCUAUGAACGAGGUGACCUGGACAGGUAUCCAAUGGCGAUGGGGACUCUGGCAGACCUGGAAGACCAGGACCCAAUGCCAGGCAAGGAGAGCCCACUGGAAAUCCACUUGAAGGCCGUCAGCUCGGCCCAGAAACAUUACAACAACGAGCACAUCUACCCCUACAUGUACUUGGCGGGCUUCCACUACAGGCACAGGAACGUGCGGGACGCGCUGAGGGCGUGGGCCGACGCUGCCCAGGUCAUGCAGGACUAUAACUACUUCCGCGAGGACGAGGAGAUCUACAAAGAGUUUUUCGACAUCGCCAAUGACGUCAUUCCCACUCUGCUCAAAGAGACCGCCGCCGCUGCGGAGAGUCCCGCAGAAGGCGGCGAUGCGGGUGAAGCGGAGCAGCCCAAGCAGCAGCAGGCGGCAGCGGCGGCGGCUCUCUCGGCGCUGCAGGACCCGGAAUGCUUCGCCCACCUGCUGUGCUUCUACGACGGCAUCUGCAAGUGGGAGGAGGGCAGCCCCACGCCAGUGCUGCACGUGGGCUGGGCCACUUACCUGGUCCAGUCCCUCAGCCGCUUCGAGGCACAGGUGCGUCAGAAAGUGUCCAUCAUCACCAAAGAGCCAGAAUGUCAGGAUGACGACGACGCGUCCAGUGAGGAUCCCUGGGAGGGGCGCAGGCGAGGCCCCCGCAGGGAGUCCAAGCCGGAGGAGCAGAAUUCUCCCCUCCCCGCCGCCCCCACCUCCCCGACUUCCCAGACCACCACAACCGCGACGACGGUCCAGCCCAAGAAGGUCGGAGAGGGAGGCGCCCGCCGCCGCUCCGAGGGCAAACCCAAGUCCCCUGGCUCCAACGCGGGGGCGUCCUCCCCGCUGCGGGCGGCGUCGCCGGCGCCGCCGCCCCGCCCGGCCGCCCCCGUCGUCGCCUUCCAGAGUGAGAAGAUGAAGGGCAUGAAGGAGCUGCUGCGCGCCGCCAAGGUGAACUCCAGCGCCAUCAAGCUGCAGCUCACCGCCCAGUCUCAGGUUCAGAUGAAGAGGCAGAAGAGCACGCCGCCCGGCGAUUACUCCAUGUCCUUCAUGAAGAGGCAGCGCAAGUCGCUUUAGGACGAAACCUAGUGUGCACACCAGUUCAGAUUCCUUUCAGUCAAACGCCGUCAUUACAAAUGAGCCCUGCUGCCAUUAGCGGAAACAACUGCGUGUAACUGACUCCCUCCCUAAAAUGUUUAGAACUUGCAAAGUCAUUCUCAAGGGUCAAAAAGCUGCACAGUUGAAAGUAAAUAAUCCAGUUUUGCAGCGCUUUUUUUUUUUUUUUUUUUUUUUAAUUCCGAGUAUUCCAAUUGGCCUAAAAAAUCAUGGAUAGCUCAGCAAGUGAAAAAGUUUGAAAUAUUGUAUGCAGCUCCAAUUUUCUCAUUAUCUAGCGUACUUUAAAUACGAUGUGCAAAUUCAAAAGUAAUUUCAACACACAUUUUGCCCGACAUAAAAAAAGAUUGUCCCACAGUCGAGAUGUAUCACUUCAGCAUACUUCCUUGACACCGACAUAUUACUUUCCUGUUAGACAGAGCUAUGGCGCCAUAUUGCGGUAUCAUAAAGUGCACAAUAGGUUCCGCAAAAAAAAAAUGUGACUAGUGAAUACGUGGGGAUGACCGUACAGUGCAACCGCACACAAUUACAUAUCAGACCUAUUGGUAAACAAACCAAAGCAUCAUGAGGGUGAUCCCAAUUCACUUUGCUUCGUCAGGACAUGUUGGAAAGACUGAAAGCUGGGAAAGUCCAUUUAGGAUAGUUACUGUGUAACAUUGUCCACUUCCGCGCUAAGGAUAGCUUCUUUCUUGCUAGCUCGAUGUUGCCUUAACUUGUUUUUUUUUUUUUAGAUGGGGCCUUUUAGUUUGGACAGUUAGCAGAGCUCGGCCCGUUAUCUCGUGACUUAGAGAAGACCACGCACUGUCCGCACAGAAUCGCAUUUAGGCGGUCCUCACGUGUGGUUUUGUUUUGUUUUUGUUUGUUUGUUUGUUUGUUUUUGUAUCUGCAGGUAAUAAAGACGGAGAAGUGGAGGCUGA
This is a messenger RNA of Phyllopteryx taeniolatus (common seadragon), 2949 nucleotides long. RefSeq names its product multiple endocrine neoplasia I (gene men1). Bases 119 to 1996 code for a protein of 625 amino acids. Gene Ontology annotation, cellular component: chromatin; histone methyltransferase complex; nucleus. The transcript is spliced from 10 exons. Gene Ontology annotation, molecular function: transcription cis-regulatory region binding; Y-form DNA binding; chromatin binding. Gene Ontology annotation, biological process: negative regulation of cell cycle; regulation of transcription by RNA polymerase II; negative regulation of cell population proliferation. The record is from RefSeq and is a predicted model, not a curated record. Lineage: Eukaryota; Metazoa; Chordata; Actinopteri; Syngnathiformes; Syngnathidae.